AUGACAGCUUUGUGGAGGGCGAAAAGAGGAGUUUCCGACACUGUUGUAGAUUGUGGGGUGGUCGAGUGUGGAGUGUGGAGAGAGUUACUGAGUGGUUUAGGGGUUCAAGUGAGGUUGGCUUGGUCAUCUACUUGGGGUUGUGACAAAAAGGCUCGGCGUUUCAAUCGCGAUACUUCAACAAAUCUCCACGCUGAUCCCUUCCAAAUCCUCCAUCAGUGGCGCAUCUCAGCUUUGGUUCAGUCGCACCGAACCUCCGUUGCACCCCUUCCCGGAUCUUCUCCGUCACACCCCUUCCAAUGGAUCUUCUCCGUCACGCUCUCUUCCGUCCCUCCUCCUCCUCCGCCGUCGCCUCUACUGCCAUUGUUCGAUUGUUCCUCUGAGUUUUCAUCUUCUUCCGCCGCUGCCACCACCGCUUGCGUCGCACGAUCUCUCUCUAUCAUCCCUUGCAUCGCACGAGCCCCCUCCUUGCUGUUGCUUAGGGUUCAAUUUUUCUGUGCCAAUUUUAGUUUCUAUCACAUGCUGGUAUCUCGAAACAGAUGGUUCAGCUGAUAGAACAGUGAAAUUCUGGGAUUUAGAAACCUUUGAAUUGAUUGGUUCUGCCAGGCGCGAGGUACUUAAAUGUACUUAAUCUUUAGUUUCUAUUCAAAAGAAAACAAUUAUGUCCAUUUAUGUCUUAAUUUGUGCCUCUCUCUGUCCCUCUCUGUCAUAAAUAUAAAUGUCAUUGCUUUAAAGUUAUGUUGCUUCUCUGAAACAUAUUAUAUCA
This is a messenger RNA of Arachis duranensis, 763 nucleotides long. RefSeq lists its product as uncharacterized. Lineage: Eukaryota; Viridiplantae; Streptophyta; Magnoliopsida; Fabales; Fabaceae. The transcript is spliced from 4 exons. The record is from RefSeq and is a predicted model, not a curated record. The coding region runs from base 1 to 549 and encodes 182 amino acids.